AAGUUCAUCUACGCCAAGGAUCGCACCGACCGUAUCCGUACCUGUGCUAUCCUCUGCCACAUAUAUCACCAUGCUCUGCACUCACGCUGGUACCAGGCACGUGACCUGAUGCUGAUGAGUCACCUGCAGGACAACAUCCAACACGCUGACCCACCUGUACAGAUCCUGUACAACAGAACAAUGGUCCAACUUGGCAUUUGUGCAUUUAGGCAGGGCAUGAUUAAAGAUGCCCACAAUGCACUGCUGGACAUUCAGUCCUCUGGCCGUGCCAAGGAGCUGCUGGGUCAAGGUCUGCUCAUGAGGAACAUGCAGGAGAGGAAUGCAGAGCAGGAGAAGAUUGAAAAGCGAAGACAAGUGCCGUUCCACAUGCACAUCAACCUGGAGCUGCUGGAGUGUGUGUACCUGGUGUCAGCCAUGCUGCUGGAAAUACCCUACAUGGCCGCCCAUGAGUUUGAUGCCCGCCGCCGGAUGAUCAGCAAGCAGUUCCACCACCAGCUCAGGGUCGGGGAGAGACAGCCCCUGCUAGGACCCCCAGAGAGCAUGAGGGAGCACGUGGUGGCAGCCAGCAAAGCCAUGAAGAUGGGAGACUGGCGUACCUGCCACUCUUUCAUCAUCAAUGAGAAGAUGAACAGUAAGGUUUGGGACCUGUUCCCUGAGGUCCAGAGAGUACGCGAGAUGCUCGUCAGGAAAAUCCAAGAAGAGUCACUGAGGACCUAUCUGUUCACCUACAGCAGUGUAUACGACUCCAUCAGCAUGGCUACGCUGUCUGAGAUGUUUGAAUUGGAGAUGCCCACAGUCCACAGCAUAAUCAGCAAGAUGAUCAUCAACGAGGAGCUGAUGGUAGGACUCGACGUUUCU
Molecule: messenger RNA, 858 nt
Organism: Pundamilia nyererei
Lineage: Eukaryota; Metazoa; Chordata; Actinopteri; Cichliformes; Cichlidae
Product: eukaryotic translation initiation factor 3 subunit C-like
Exons: 6
Biological process (GO): translational initiation
Cellular component (GO): eukaryotic translation initiation factor 3 complex
Molecular function (GO): translation initiation factor activity; RNA binding; translation initiation factor binding
Source: RefSeq, a predicted model, not a curated record